Molecule: messenger RNA, 365 nt
Organism: Caenorhabditis elegans
Lineage: Eukaryota; Metazoa; Nematoda; Chromadorea; Rhabditida; Rhabditidae
Gene: C45B2.8
Product: Transposase
Exons: 2
Coding region: 95-316 (73 amino acids)
Source: RefSeq, marked reviewed
AAGAUGAACUCAUCUGCUAGUUUCCUUGCCUUUGCAAUGCUGUUAGCUACUGCUUUCGCUGAACCUGGAAACCGUUACGGAUAGCCAAGUUCUUAUGAGAGAUUCCUUGAAAAGAAAGGCGUGUGGGAUUACAACCGCAACGAGGUACGUUCCGAUUAUGGACGCCGUGGGAAUUACGAGCGCAAUCUCAAUGACCUGUGUGCUGACUGGAGACGUCAAACUCAUUGGGGACAAACGACUACAGAUCCAACAGAUUCCAACAACCAACUGGUGGAUACGGACGUUACGGUUUCCCAGGAGGGAAAUAAAUUUUUGAUUGUGAUUAUAAUUUUUCAGUCAGUAAUAAAUCGAUCAUCAAUUUUAUG